Molecule: messenger RNA, 651 nt
Organism: Thlaspi arvense
Lineage: Eukaryota; Viridiplantae; Streptophyta; Magnoliopsida; Brassicales; Brassicaceae
Source: the annotation of a GenBank genome assembly
AUGGAGAGGAGCGAAGAAGAAGAUAUCGGAAACGUUAAGUCUCAUCAGUAUCUCUCCGAUUCGGAAUUCGAUGACCGCCAUUCUCGUGAGCUCAAGGCUGGUCUGCAUCCUCUUCGGUACAAGUUUGCAAUUUGGUACACACGUCGAACACUAGGAGUUCGGAGCCAGACAUCUUACGAGGAUAACAUCAAGAAAAUUGUGGAGUUCAGCACCGUUGAAGGGUUUUGGGCGUGUUACUGUCACCUUGUUCGUUCCGCUUCCUUGCCCAGUCCAACUGAUCUCCAUUAUUUUAAGGACGGGAUUCGACCAUUGUGGGAGGAUGCUGCUAACUGCAAUGGUGGGAAAUGGAUCAUACGUUUCUCGAAAGUUGUUUCUGCUCGCUUUUGGGAGGAUCUGCUUCUUGCCUUAAUAGGCGACCAGCUCAACGAUGCUGAUAACAUUUGUGGAGCAGUUCUUAGUAUCCGCUUCAACGAGGAUAUUAUUAGUGUCUGGAAUCGCAAUGCUUCUGAUCAUCAGGCGGUGAUGGCUCUUAGGGACUCGAUCAAGCGGCAUCUGAAGCUUCCUCAUGCAUAUGUGAUGGAGUACAAGCCACAUGAUGCUUCUCUUCGUGACAACUCUUCGUAUAGAAGAAACACUUGGCUCAGAGGCUAG